AUGCGUGGCUCCCUCAUUACGGCGUGCGUGCUCGUCGCAAUACUCCCGGCCUCCUCCGUCCUUGCUCAAAGGAACCAUGAUGGCGGGCGGGGUGGAGGCCGAGGAGGCGGCUCCUUCAGUCGCGGCAGCGGUGGCAACGUUCCUACCACGUUCAUCACAGCAACCUCUGCGGUAGCCCCGGCAGCUACUGCGACUGCAGCAAACACUGGUACCGGGACUUCUGGCACAGCCUCCUCAUCUGGGACUAGUACUGGUUCGUCCUCCGUGGACGCGGCACUCAUCCCGCCUUUCGGCAUCACUGCUGGAAUAAAAGCGAAUGAUGGAACCGCAAAUUGCGUGGGUGAUGGCGGGAAGGGGAUACCAUGCGACUGUCCACCCACUCUGGACACAUUCGUCAAAGCGGUGGAACAAACUGUGGCAGGAGGGGCAGCAUUCCCAUCCGGUAAUUCGGCCGCGGAUCAACUGGCCCGCCUUCAAACAUGUAUCGUAACGCUGCAAAAUUUCAAAGGGGGCGCUGGAAGCGGAGUUGGAUGUCCGGCAGUGAGCACGACAUGGAAGGAGCUGCAAACCAAGCUGCAAUCUGAGACGAAGUGA
Messenger RNA from Exophiala dermatitidis NIH/UT8656, 594 nucleotides. RefSeq lists its product as uncharacterized. The record is from RefSeq and is a predicted model, not a curated record. The coding region runs from base 1 to 594 and encodes 197 amino acids. The transcript has 3 exons. NCBI's taxonomy places the organism in Eukaryota, Fungi, Ascomycota, Eurotiomycetes, Chaetothyriales, Herpotrichiellaceae.